This is a messenger RNA of Paraglomus brasilianum, 414 nucleotides long. Lineage: Eukaryota; Fungi; Glomeromycota; Glomeromycetes; Paraglomerales; Paraglomeraceae. The record is from the annotation of a GenBank genome assembly.
AUGGUUAUACCAAACAUACUUGCAACUCAACCUGUGAUGGUUGUCCUUACAGAUCUAAAAAAGACAUGGUUUUUCUAUUGGCUGGAAGAGAAAAAGAUUCACAAGCUUGAUUGCCAUGAUUUAAAACAAGUGAUUACAAUCAUUGAAAGUGCCUUGACAAAUGGGGUCCCUCAACAUGCCAGAAAACCCGAUGCACCACCUUUUGCUAAAAGGGUUUUGAUGAAUGUUGCUAUUGGUUGUGAGCCCAGAGGUGAAGUAAAAGUUUAUAGUUUUGAGGAGAUGUUGGAGAGGUUGAGAAAGAGAUGCAAUGUUGAGCCACCAGUAAUAGAUGAUGAUAUUGCACCAAUGCAUGACAUGUUUGAUGUUAUGGAGCCUGAGGAGAUUAGGGCAUGGGAAUUGAGACAAUGGGGUCAG